This is a messenger RNA of Kwoniella mangroviensis CBS 8507, 1086 nucleotides long. RefSeq lists its product as uncharacterized. The transcript has 8 exons. NCBI's taxonomy places the organism in Eukaryota, Fungi, Basidiomycota, Tremellomycetes, Tremellales, Cryptococcaceae. The coding region runs from base 1 to 1086 and encodes 361 amino acids. The record is from RefSeq and is a predicted model, not a curated record. Gene Ontology annotation, cellular component: plasma membrane. Gene Ontology annotation, biological process: zinc ion transmembrane transport. Gene Ontology annotation, molecular function: zinc ion transmembrane transporter activity.
AUGCAUAUAGGUAUGACUGAUACUCUCCCUGACGGUCAAGAUGGCAGUUCAAUCAAGAAUGAUCCAAAUCUUCCAUCGCCAUCGGGAUCUUAUGAUCUCGGACUUCAUAUCACAGCAGUCUUCGUCUUGCUAGUAGCAUCAGCUAUAGGGGUCUUCUUACCUGUGUUCAUGGCUAACAACGUAGAUGAAAAAAACAGUAACGGCACCCAGAGGGACAAUGGGGUGAGAAGAGUAUUUUUCGUCAUGAAGUAUUUCGGUACAGGGAUAAUCAUCUCUUUGGCGUUCUGUCAUCUGUUACAAGAAUCGUUUGAAAACUUCUCAAACCCGUGUAUCGGUACUUUGGCGUACAGACCAACAGCACCGUCCAUAGCGAUGGGAUCGAUGUUAGUGAUUUGGCUUGUCGACUAUUUCAGCGCCAGAUGGGCAUCGCUUCGUGACAAAUCUCCCCCUCUUGCGCAAAUCCAACCCUCCAAACCCACCUCCUUACCUUUGACAUCAACCGACGAAGAUUCUAUCCACCCAACGGCCGCUACACCGCCGGUAUUCGCAGAUCUAGGUUGUACGCAUAUCCACCGACCCACCUCGGAUGAAGUAGACCCGAAUUCUCAGAGAGCACACUGGGAUGUUCAAUUGCUGGAAGGCGGAAUAGUAUUUCAUUCGAUAAUGAUUGGAGUCACGUUGGGUGCUCAGACGGGAGGUUUCGAAGUUACUUUUGCCGCACUGGUGUUCCACCAACUAUUCGAAGGUCUAGGAUUAGGUACGAGGAUAGGUGCACUAGUCUGGAAGAGAAGUUGGACAAAGUGGUUAAUGUGUAUUUUGUAUGCUAUAACCACUCCAGUGGGGAUUGCUAUCGGGAUCGGUGUCCAUCAAUCGUUUAAUGAAAAUGGGAAAAGGGAAUUGAUAGCUAUUGGAGUAUUGAAUUCGAUAUCAGCUGGGAUUUUACUUUAUGGAGGACUUUGUCAACUAUUAUACGCCGAAUGGGUAGUCGGGGAUAUGCGAGAUACCUCGAAUGCUCGAGUAUACUCAGCGCUGAUUGCUCUGUUAUUGGGAGUGAUCGCAAUGGGUUUGAUAGGGAAAUGGACAUGA